Molecule: messenger RNA, 1108 nt
Organism: Harmonia axyridis
Lineage: Eukaryota; Metazoa; Arthropoda; Insecta; Coleoptera; Coccinellidae
Product: histidine protein methyltransferase 1 homolog
Exons: 5
Coding region: 195-1061 (288 amino acids)
Biological process (GO): peptidyl-histidine methylation, to form tele-methylhistidine
Molecular function (GO): protein-L-histidine N-tele-methyltransferase activity
Source: RefSeq, a predicted model, not a curated record
CCUAAAAAAAUUACAUGCAAGGAACAAAUGUUCAAUUUCAAGGCAAAAAAAUGAUAUUAAUGAAAAACCACACAUUUUUUUAUUGCAUUUAAAUCUAGAUAUAACCUGAUGAAUUCGUCAUGUUCUUUCAAUGAGAAUAUAACUGUUUUUGUAUUAGGUGUGGUGUCCAAAGAAUAAAACUUUGGUAGAAAAAAAUGUCUUCUGAUGAACUUGAAAUUAAGAAACAAAAAUUAACAUGUGAUCAUUCAGUAGAUAGUAAAUCUAAAGAAACCAAACAAGAUAGUAUGGUUGAGUUGAAAUUUGAUGAACUUGAAAGAAUUCAACAACAGUUAAGUAGUUUCUGGAAGUAUGAACCCAUUAGAAAGAGUGUGGAUCUGAGAACCUUGAAUGUCCCAGUAAAGCAAAUUGUAGAGGUUUUGGAAAAAAAUGACCUAAAGUGUGAACGUAUUAAGAAAGCAGAACAAUCUCAAUCUGACCUCAUAUCAAGCGUUUAUGAAGGUGGCGCUAGAACUUGGGAAUGCACCUACGAUUUACUGAAUUAUAUAGAAAAUGAGAAAAUGUAUUUCCGUGAUAAAAAAGUCCUAGAUUUAGGAUGUGGUACAGGAUUGGUUGGAAUAAUGUGUUUAUCUAGGCGAGCUACAUGUCAUUUUCAAGAUUUUAAUGAUGAAGUUUUGAAAUACAUAACUUUUCCUAAUGUCAAGGAAAAUGUAUAUUAUUUUCCAGAAAACAAUUUCACCUCUUGUAAAUUCUUAUGUGGAGAUUGGAUUGUUUUUUCGAAUUUUUGGCUGGAAAAUUAUCCUAAAGAAAAGUUUGAUUAUAUUUUCACAAGCGAAACAAUUUACAAGGAAGACAAUUAUCACAAGCUGCAUUCUGUUUUUGAAGACUUAUUAAGUCCACAAGGCAAAAUUUAUUUAGCUGCCAAAACUUUUUAUUUUGGCCCUGGUGGGGGCCUCUACACUUUCCUUGAGUUUUUGAACAAUAGGAAAAAAUUUGAGUAUAAAUUAGUGUGGCAAUACAUCAACGGUUUAACAAGAGAGAUUUAUGAAAUAAAAUUUAAGUGAUGUUUUUUGAUAUUUCUUAAAGUUUAAUAAUUACCGUAUAUUUCUAA